GGUAAAGCCGGGAGCGGGAACGGGAACCGGAACCGGAAACCGGGGAUGCCCCGGGAGCCCCGGGAUGAGGCGGCGGCGCGGCGGCAGCGCGGCCCCGGCUGAGGCCUGCGGGGUGUGGCUGGACACGGCCGAGCUGAAGCGGGGCCCGGCGCGGCCCCUCAGCACCAAGCUCAAAGCACCCACCCGAAUUCCUGAGAGGAAGCACAGCCCGGGGCUGCUCCCACAGCCUGGCACCAGGCAAACCACCAUCCCCACCUUCUUCAGCCCCCACACAGAUGAAGGAGACAAAGAAAACUCCAGGCCAACUCCCUGCACCCCAAAUAAAGACUGGGAGGACUCUGGGGUUCCUCUGGCUGCCUGUCCUGUGAAGAUCCUGGCAUUGCCACGGCUGGAGGGAGCCCAGGAAGAGCCCCCUGGAGCUGAGCAGGGCAUGCAGGGCACAUGGAAAAGACCUGUGGAUACCCUGGAGCUCCAAGAGGAGCCUCAGAGCCAGAGCAAAGCCUCCUGUGGGGCUGGGGGGGAUUCCUGGUGCUGCAGCUUCUGCCAGGGCUCGGAGCACAGCGGGAUCAUCACUCCCAGGAGCAAAUCCCUGUUAUUUCCUGGAGAAACAGCCUCAGGGAGCAGGAAACCACAGCCCUGGAGCAGAGUGAACUCUGGGCUGGGUUUUGUUGGGACUGAGAACACGAAUCCUGCACCAGGGGCUGCUCCCAGAGGGGUUUGUUCCUCUCCCCAGAGCCCAGUGAGAGCUCAGCCCCUCAGGGAGCGGGGCCAGGUCCCGGGGGGAUCCUGCAGGGAGCUUUUCUGCCAGGACUCCCAGGGGAACAAGGUCAUUGCUCACAGGGACAGCCUGCAGCUGGAGCUGGGCUCUGAGCCCCUGUUCACACAGGACUCGGAAGGGAACAGGGUCAUCAAACACUGGUGAGUGAGCCCAGCCUGGCUGGGUGGGGGUGCUGUUUAGGAAGGGAACCCACUGGUGCAGCCCCCAGCCCCUCUUUGUUCUCUGACACGUUGCUUUAAUCCAAAUAAAACGCUGGAGUUUUGUUUCGAAGGCUUUGGCUGUUUCAGUCAGGCUCACAGCUGUGUCCCUGUUCUGCACAGGGAGCACGUUCCCAGAGCAGGGACUCUGCUGGCAGCUCCAUCUCCACAGGCAGGCCCCAAAAUCCACCCAAAUCCUCCUGCAGAGGAGCCUUGUUGGGACAGGGACAAUGAUCACAUCAUCCAGAAGGGGAGGACCUCUCUCUAAAACUGGUAAUUCUUCCAUCUCCCUUCUCUCUGCCACAA
This is a messenger RNA of Cinclus cinclus, 1281 nucleotides long. RefSeq names its product aurora kinase A- and ninein-interacting protein-like. Gene Ontology annotation, cellular component: spindle pole; centrosome. The coding region runs from base 65 to 922 and encodes 285 amino acids. Lineage: Eukaryota; Metazoa; Chordata; Aves; Passeriformes; Cinclidae. Gene Ontology annotation, biological process: spindle organization. The record is from RefSeq and is a predicted model, not a curated record. The transcript has 3 exons.